AUAAAGCACAGCCCACAAACAUGGCUAAACCCCCCCCAGAGACACAGUAACUCAGUCGGAGCAGAAAGAACGCAAAGGGUUAAGGUCUGCUCUAUAAACUCUUGCUUAAGAAUCCCUUGGCAGCUCCACAUGUAGCUUUAAAUACUGAUUUGACAGAUCACGUUUUACUCUCAGGCACUGAGAAAACAGCCAACCGCCGCCUGCGCUGCUGUCUAACGCCUGCAUCAGAGCAACAAGUACAUCCAGGAGCCUGCACGCACACACCAUGGAGACCAGACCGGGAACAUUUAUUUCUACCUUUAUAUUGGCGUCAUGGGUGAUCUUAAUCUCAGGGACAGAGCAACACCUAAACUCAAUGGAGCUUCCACGCAAUUUUGAUGAAGCUGAUUUGGACACAUGGAUUGAAAAGAGAGAUGCCUUCCUGCCUGCGGACUCUCCGGAUGACUCUGGAAACAUCAAACCUGAAGCGGACGCUUCUGACCUUCCAACAUGUCUGCUGUGUGUGUGUCUGACGGGAUCGGUGUACUGUGAGGAAGUCGACCCCGACAUGACAUCAGUGCCGGCUCUUCCUAAAGAGACAGCCUAUCUGUAUGCUCGUUACAACAAGAUAAAAAAGAUUACUGCAAAAGACUUUGGGGAUAUUGUGACAUUGAAAAGAAUAGAUCUGACUGGAAACCUAAUUUCGGAGAUUGAGGACGGGGCCUUCAUGAAGCUGCCGUUGCUAGAGGAGCUCUCCCUCGCGGAGAACCGGCUUGUGAAGCUGCCAAUGUUACCACCCAAGCUCACGUCCUUUAACGCCAAUCACAACCGCCUCAAGACCAAAGGAGUUAAAGCCAACGCUUUCAAGAAAUUGACCAAACUCAGAAAUUUAUAUCUUGCUCACAAUGAGUUGGAGGCAGUUCCAAUAAUUCCAGAGAGCGUGCGCACGUUUCAUAUUCAGAACAACAACAUUACAACUGUUACUACUGACACCUUUUGCAAAAGCAAUGACACCUACUACAUCCGGCCCAACAUUAAUGAGAUCAGGAUGGAUGGAAACCCGGUGAUCCUUGCAAAGGACCCCAACGUGUUCAUCUGUCUGCAGUCUUUGCCAGUUGGACGGUACCAGUGAAAACCCCUUAAAACAACACCACCACCACCACCAAACAAAAUCUCUGAAAGUGCCUCAAAUGAAAACAACUAUGGACUGAAAGGUGUUUCAUGUCCAGUUGCCACCUUGCAAAAGCAGGGUAUGUGAAUUGUUGAUUACUAUGUUACGUAAGUACUGAAAUUCCCUCUUGAACUCUGUGGCUUAAAUGUAAUUGUUAAAUGUUUUGUGUGUAUAUAUAUAUAUAUAUAUAUAUAUAUAUAUAUAUAUAUAUAUAUAUAUAUAUAUAUAUAUAUAAACACUUCUGUUGAAAGCUGCAUAGUAAUUUAUGGUUUCCAUAAAAACGGACACUUGCAGCAUUUCAAAAUUAUGUGAAUUGCUUUCAGUUCUACUGUUUAAGAAGUCUGCCAAGUUACUUAGGUUAAGCAUUCAUUCCAUACGUACAUGCGUCUACAAGGAUGUAGUCACUCUAUCUUGAUAGAACUGAACUAUUUAUGUGAGAAUCAUCAAGUAGGCUGUACAGUUAAACAUGAUAUUAAAAUAUUAUGCUAUAUGUUUUCCCUUUUUUUUUUUUAAAUAAAUCUCCCCCUUUUUA
Ictalurus furcatus (blue catfish) is the source of this 1682-nucleotide messenger RNA. It is a transcript of the gene ogna, whose product is annotated as osteoglycin, paralog a. Gene Ontology annotation, molecular function: protein binding. The transcript has 6 exons. The record is from RefSeq and is a predicted model, not a curated record. The coding region runs from base 266 to 1111 and encodes 281 amino acids. NCBI's taxonomy places the organism in Eukaryota, Metazoa, Chordata, Actinopteri, Siluriformes, Ictaluridae.